Aureococcus anophagefferens is the source of this 5413-nucleotide messenger RNA. RefSeq lists its product as hypothetical. Gene Ontology annotation, molecular function: DNA binding. Gene Ontology annotation, cellular component: RNA polymerase II, core complex. The transcript is spliced from 5 exons. Gene Ontology annotation, biological process: transcription by RNA polymerase II. The record is from RefSeq and is a predicted model, not a curated record. Bases 124 to 5340 code for a protein of 1738 amino acids. Lineage: Eukaryota; Pelagophyceae; Pelagomonadales; Pelagomonadaceae.
AUCAAGAAGGUCCAGUUCGGCAUCCUCGGGCCGGAUGAGAUCGCACGCGCCCGCGCGGGCGUGACCAAGUACGAGACCUACAUCGACGGCCAGGCCGUCUACGGCGGCAUCAACGACCCGCGCAUGGGCAACCUCGACGACAAGGACGACCCGGGCCACUUCGGCCACAUCGAGCUCGCGCGGCCCUGCUACCACCUGGGCUACAUCAAGGAGGUGCUCAUGUGCCUGCGCUGCGUGUGCUUCCACUGCAGCCGCCUGAUGGCGGACCCGAGCGACUACAAGGUCCAGGGCGCGCAAAAGUACAAGGCGCAGAAGCGCCUCGAGGCCAUGCACGGCCUCUGCCGGUCCAAGAAGCGCUGCGAGUUCGCGACGGGCGCCGAGCUCCAGCAGGCCAUCAUGGACGGCGAGCAGGAGGGCGCCGUCUACGGCUGCGGCGCGCUCCAGCCGACGUUCCGCCGGCGGACCGCGCAGUCCAUCGAGGUCGAGUUCCAGCCCGACGAGGAGACGAUCCCGGGCACGGGCGACCGGAAGCAGAUCCUCAGCGCCCACCGGGCCUACGAGGUGCUGCGCAACAUCUCCGACAAGGACGCGAAGAUGCUCGGCCUCGACCCGAAAUUCGCGCGGCCCGAGUGGCUCCUCAUCACGGUGCUCCCCGUGGCGCCGCCCCACGUGCGGCCGUCCAUCCAGCUCAGCGACUCGAACGCGCGGUCCGAGGACGACCUCACGCACCAGCUCGUGAACAUCGUCAAGGCGAACAAGACGCUCGAGUCGCUCUGCCGCGCGGGCGAGGCGAACCACGUCGUCUCCCAGUUCGAGGAGCUGCUCCAGUACAAGGUCAACGCCCUCUUCGACAACGAGGCCAACGCCAAGGACGGCGUCCAGGAGCGGCAGCGCGGCGGCAAGCCCCUGAAGACGAUCCGCCAGCGGCUCAAGGGCAAGGAGGGCCGCAUCCGCGGCAACCUCAUGGGCAAGCGCGUCGACUUUAGCGCGCGCACGGUCAUCACGGCGGACCCGAACCUGAGCAUCGACCAGGUCGGCGUGCCGCGGUCCAUCGCGAAGACGCUCACGGUGCCGGAGCGCGUCGCGCCGUACAACGUGCACGCGCUCAUGGAGCUGGUGCGCAACGGGCCCGAGGUCUGGCCGGGCGCGCGCUACGUCGUCCACGCCGACGGGCGCCGCGUGGAUUUACGGUUCGUGAAGCACCUCAACGACCUCGCGCUCCACACGGGCUUCGUCGUCGAGCGCCACCUCCGCGACGACGACCUCAUCGUCUUCAACCGCCAGCCGUCGCUCCACAAGAUGUCCAUCAUGGCCCACCGCGUCAAGGUCCUGGACCACUCCACGUUCCGGCUGAACCUGUCGGUGACGUCGCCGUACAACGCGGACUUCGACGGCGAUGAGAUGAAUUUGCACGUGCCCCAGAACGUCGCCGCCAAGGCCGAGCUCCAGCAGCUCAUGAUGGUGCCGCGCAACGUCGUGAGCCCCCAGUCGAACAAGCCCGUCAUGGGCAUCGUCCAGGACUCGCUCCUCGCGUCCGCGCGCAUGACGUCGAAGGAGACGUUCAUCGACCAGGACCUGCUCUUCAACAUCGUCAUGUGGGUCGGCGACGACUGGGACGGCGUCGUGCCCCAGCCGGCCAUCCUGAAACCGAAGCCGUUGUGGACGGGCAAGCAGAUCUUCUCGCUGAUCCUGCCGAAGCUCAACUUCGCGGGCAAGGGCGCGCGGUUCCCCAAGAAGGGCGGCAACACGCUCAACUGGUCCGACGGCGAGGUGCUCAUCCAGUCCGGGCGCCUCGUGACGGGCGUCAUGGACAAGAAGUCGCUGGGCACGUCCGGCGGCUCGCUGAUCCACGUCAUCUGGCUCGAGAUGGGCCACGUCGCCGCGAUGCACUUCCUGAACCGCGUCCAGACGACGACGAACCAGUGGCUCGUCAACGUGAGCUUCUCCAUCGGCAUCGGCGACGCCGUCGCGGACCAGUCGACGAUGCGGACCAUCGAGAAGAUCAUCGACGAGGCGAAGCUCAAGGUCAAGGAGCUCGUCCAGAAGGGCCAGCGCGGCGCCCUCGAGUGCCAGCCCGGCCGCACCAUGAUCGAGUCCUUCGAGGCCAUGGUCAACCGCGUGCUCAACGCCGCGCGGACGUCCGCGGGGCUCUCGGUCCAGGAGUCGAUCUCCGAGGCGAACAACGUCAAGUCCAUGGCCAUGGCCGGCUCCAAGGGCAACGACAUCAACAUCAGCCAGAUCAUCGCCUGCGUCGGCCAGCAGAACGUCGAGGGCAAGCGCAUCCCCUACGGCUUCCGGCGGCGCACGCUGCCGCACUUUGCGAAGGACGAUCUGGGGCCCGAGAGCCGCGGCUUCGUCGAGAACUCGUACCUGCGGGGCCUGAGCCCCCAGGAGUUCUACUUCCACGCCAUGGGCGGCCGCGAGGGUUUGAUCGACACGGCCUGCAAGACGGCGCAGACGGGCUACCUCCAGCGGCGCCUCGUCAAGUCGAUGGAGUCGAUCAUGGUCAAGUACGACGGCACGGUGCGCAACAACCAGGGCAACGUCGUCCAGUUCCUCUACGGCGAGGACGGCGGCGACGGCGUCUGGGUCGAGAAGCAGAAAUUCGCGAGCCUGCUCCUCAACAACGACGAGCUCCGGGAGCACUACGGCGUGAACCUCGACUGGGACGACGACGGCGACUCGGUCACGGGCGGCGUCGCGCUGGCGCUCGACGUCGCCGACGCCUGCCGCCAGGACGUGGCCCUCGCCGCGUUGCUCGAGAACGAGCUCGAGCAGCUCCAGCGCGACCGCGACGCGCUGCGGGCCAUCUUCGCGUGCCGCGAGCCCGACAAGGACGCGGACCCGUUCGCGAACCUGCCGGUGAACCUCGCGCGCCUCGUCUGGGCCGCCCAGCGCCAGUUCGAGUGCGGCCCGCGCCUCGAGCGGGCCCAGCUCGACCCGCGCACGGACGACGACGCCGACGGCGUCGCCGCCGUCGACGCCCUCGUGAACGCGGGCCGGACCGAGACCGACGCCGAGGACCCGACGGCCCUCUUCGCGAUCCUCAUCCGGUGCACGCUCGCCGCGCGCAAGUGCUGCUUCGAGUACCGGCUGAACCGCGCCGCCUUCGACUGGCUCAUGGGCGAGAUCGAGAGCCGCUUCGUCCAGGCGCGGGCCCACGCGGGCGAGAUGUGCGGCGUGCUCGCCGCCCAGUCCAUGGGCGAGCCCGCGACGCAGAUGACGCUCAACACGUUCCACUUCGCGGGCGUCAGUGCCAAGAACGUCACGCUCGGCGUGCCGCGGCUCAACGAGAUCCUCAACGUGGCCAAGACCGUGCGCACGCCGUCGCUGACCAUCUACCUCGCGCCGGAGAUCAAGGACGACGAGGAGAAGGCGCGCGAGGUCCAGGCCAAGCUCGAGCACACGACCUUGGGCGACGUGACGACCUUAACGCAGAUCGUCUACGACCCGGACGCCACUUCCACGGUCGUCGAGGACGACAGGGAGUUCGUCGCGGCCUACUGCGACGUGCCCGACGAGGACUUCGACCCCAAGGCCAUGUCGCCCUGGGUCCUGCGCAUGGAGCUGAACCGCGAGGUCGUCGCGGACAAGAAGCUCCGCAUGGCCGACGUCGCGGCGACGAUCGCCGACGAGUACGGCGCGGACCUCCACUGCAUCUACGCCGACGACAACGCGGACAAGCUCGUGCUCCGCGUGCGCAUCCGGUCGGGGGGCGCGCGCGCGGGCGGCGACGACGCCGCGCCGGCGCUCGGCGACGCCGAGGUCGACGACGACGAGUGGACCUUCCUCCGGCGCAUCGAGGGCAACAUGCUCAGCGAUCUGCGGCUGCGCGGCGUGCCCCGCGUGACCAAGGUCUACAUCAAGAAGACGAAGAUGACGCGCUGGGACCCGGACACGGGCGCGCUCGGCGGCGACGAGGAGUGGGUGCUCGAGACGGACGGCACGAAUCUGGCGGCCAUCCUGGGCGACAGGGACGUGGACCACACGCGGACGUGCUCCAACGACAUCGUGGAGAUCUGCGACGUCAUGGGCAUCGAGGGCACGCGGCAGGCCCUGCUCCAGAUGCUCCGCGAGGUCAUCUCCUUCGACGGCGCCUACGUCAACUACCGCCACCUCGCCGUGCUCUGCGACACCAUGUGCUUCCGCGGGUCGCUCAUGGCCAUCAGCCGCCACGGCAUCAACCGCGGCGACUCCGGCCCGCUCCUCUCCGCGUCCUUCGAGGAGACGGUCGAGAUCCUCUUCAAGAGCGCCGUCUACGCGCGGUCCGACGACGUCGACGGAGUCACGCCGAACAUCAUGCUCGGCCAGCUCGCGCACGUCGGCUCCGGCGUCUGCGAUCUGCUCUUGGACACGCCGCAGCUCCAGCACGCCGUCGAGCUCGAGGCGCCGGACGCGCCCGCGGGCGCCGCGGCGGACCCGGCGACGCGCGGCGCCUUCGCCGACGCCGGGGGCUUCGGCGCGCCGUCGCCGGCGCACACGCCCUACGCCGCGAGCCCGUCCGGCAUGUACGGCGCGUCGCCCGCGCGCGGCGGCGCGACGCCGGGCUGGGGCGACGCGUCCUUCUCGCCGUCCAUCGGCGGCGUCCAGUCCGUCCUCUCGCCCGUCUACGGCGUCUCCCCGGUCCUCUCCCCGGCCUACGCGCCCACGUCGCCGGCCUACUCGCCGACGAGCCCCGCGUACUCGCCGACGAGCCCGGCCUACUCGCCGACGUCGCCGGCCUACUCGCCGACGUCGCCCGCCUACUCGCCGACGUCGCCGGCCUACUCGCCGACGAGCCCGGCCUACUCGCCGACGUCGCCGGCCUACUCGCCCACGAGCCCCGCGUAUUCGCCCACGAGCCCGGCCUACUCGCCCACGAGCCCGGCCUACUCGCCGACGUCGCCCGCGUACUCGCCGACGUCGCCGGCCUACUCGCCGACGUCGCCGGCCUACUCGCCCACGAGCCCGGCCUACUCGCCGACGUCGCCGGCCUACUCGCCCACGUCGCCGGCCUACUCGCCCACGAGCCCGGCCUACUCGCCGACGAGCCCGGCGUACUCGCCGUCGAGCCCCGCGUACAGCCCGAGCUCGCCGGCCUACUCGCCGGGCAGCCCGGCCUACUCGCCGACGGCCUACGACGGCCCGAACCACGGCGAGACGAGCCCGAGCAGCUACAACCCGAGCUCGCCGUCGCUCGCCGGCACGACGCCCGCGGGCGGCGGCGAGUACUCGCCAAAGGCCAGCAGCGAGGCCGGCACGGCGUACUCGCCCUCGGGGCAGUACUCGCCCGACAGCGGCGGCGGCCAGUAUUCUCCGACCGCCGAGGCGCCGCCCGACGACGAAGAAAAGAAGCCCUAGCCGCCCUCGGAAGCACGCGAGGCCCGGCCCGGCCGCCCCAAACACGAACACCGCUAAUCCGCCGCUUGCCAGC